This is a messenger RNA of Taeniopygia guttata (zebra finch), 3725 nucleotides long. RefSeq names its product CKLF like MARVEL transmembrane domain containing 7 (gene CMTM7). NCBI's taxonomy places the organism in Eukaryota, Metazoa, Chordata, Aves, Passeriformes, Estrildidae. The record is from RefSeq and is a predicted model, not a curated record. Gene Ontology annotation, cellular component: membrane.
CCGCCCCGCCCCGUCCAUCCCAUCCCGUGCCAUCCCGUGCCGAUCCCCGGGCGGGCCGGGCAGCGGCGAGGGGAGCGGACGCGGCCAUGUCGCACGGGGCGCGAGUGAUCCGCACCGGGGUCAGCAGCGGGGGGCCCGCGGCCCCGCCGCCCGUCACCGUCGCCUCCUCCUCGGCGGGCUCGGACGCGGAGCUCAUGGACGGCGGCUAUUUCCGCUCCUGCGCCGGCAUGCUGAAGGUGGCUCAGAUGAUCUCACUGCUGAUUGGAUUCAUCAGCGUAAACAAUUCUCAAUGGACAGAUUACAGUGCAUACAGCUUCUUUCAGAUUGUCACCAUGUGCGACUUGGUUAUGAUUUUGUUCUUCUACAUCAUGCACAUUUUCAGAGUCUACAGGAAGCUGACUUGUGUUAGCUGGCCACUCGCGGAGUUUCUUCAUUACUUAAUUGGUACAAUUCUGCUUCUCAUUGGAUCAAUUGUAGCAGCAUCCAAGAGUUACAAUAUAACUGGACUUGUGGCUGGAGCGACUUUCGGGUUCCUGGCUACAAUACUUUGUGUUAUAAGCAUGUGGUCAUCCUACAAAGUUUCGUGCAUCACACAAUCAACAAAUGCAUCUGUGUGACUCCAUCACCUGUGCAAGACGUCUGCCUUACAGAACAGGAUACCAAAGAGGAGUGUCCACUACUGAGGAGAGAGCCAUGGGUAUUUCGUUACUAGCCUGGACAAGCUGGUAGCUUUGGAAGAUCUACUUGAAUUCCUAUGCAAAACAAUGUUGUGAACCAAAGUUUUUUUGCUCCCCCCACCUCCCCCCACCCAAAGAAGUUUAUAAUGGAGAACCUGCUUGUUUCGGAGAAAGACAACUUCUAUCUCUCAAGCUGGGCUGUGGCUGUUUCCAGCUAUUUGCAAUAAGUGUUAUUUAAAACUCAUUUGGACAGUCAUUUGGUUCUUCUUUCAGAGGGACAGAAAAAUUCCUUCUGAUUUCCUCCAUCUGUUUACACAAGGGAAAUCCUGCAAAUUCCUACUUGAUUCUUAACUUCAAAGGAUUAUACGUUUAACCAAGGAACAGUUACAAACUAAUUUGUGCCUGGAUAAGCUGACCCAAGCCUUUGUUACCUCUUUCUAUCAGAACUGCGGACUUUUUCUAACAUCAGCUCAGCCAGAAUCAAAAAUUAUGAACUGCAACUUGAAAACAUCAUUGCAAGCACUUCCUCCUAACCCAAACAGUACAUGAUGAAAUCAGGGAUUUUCUCCAUUAAUUUUUAGCAAAGAUUAUUCUUAAAAAUUUCCCUUGCCAAAUUCAGGAAAAUAUGCACCCAAGAACAUUUAAUAUUUGAUGGGGUCUUUUUAUUUUCUCCUUUUCAUAGUAAGACCACUUCAUUAGAAAAUUUCUGUGCAUUUGCUAUAAAUUAUUCGCUUUGUAAUCUAACAGUGUUUAUGGAAAGCCCAUUGUGAAUGGAGCAAUGUGCUUCUUUCUCCCUCUUCCAUGUGGUAUUAUCACUUCCUCUGCCUCAGCUGGAAUCUGUGCUCCUGGGGACUCUGCCCAGAGCCUGGACAGAUAGAACAGUUCAGUUUUGUCCAACCUUGUAUCAUAAUGAAAUUAUAUGUAACUUCAGUGCUGAGACAAUGCCUUCUUGGCACCUUUGUCUUUCCUUUUGCAAUCCAUCUCUGGUGAGCUGGGAAUUCUUUGCAGGAAAAAAGGAAGCAUGGGCCUUUCUUCCUCUUUUGGUGCUUCUCCUAUCAUCUCUAGAUGUCAAGUAGAACUUGGUUUAUUCUAUCAUGAUAACUGCAUGAUGGUGCAGCAGAAUUUGGGUUUAUACAGUUUACCAGGGACAGUCUGAAGAAAAAAAGCAUUUUCUGGCCUCCUGUAUAUUUUUCUAUUUGUCUGGAAUUCUGCAUCAAUACUGCUAAGUAAUAGUUCUCUCAGAAAAAAAUUUUUGUGCCUUAUGGAAGGUCUACAUAUAUUGCUAUUUGUUGCCACCUUUUUUUUUUUUUUUUUUUUCCUAUCCUAAUAUAUGUAUAUUUACUUAGAAUUUAUUUUUAAUUCUGACAACAGAAAAUUGGCUAACUGCUAAAGUGUCAAAAAUUUUGAUUAAGUAAAUGAAAACAACUGAGUAGAUAACUUGAAGAGGUAAGAAUCCACCUCCUCAUGGUGCACAGUUUCUGUGAUUCUUUUUGCUAUUCCUUUUCAAAAGUGUCCUGUUUAGACCAACACAGAGCAGGAAACAAUUAGAAAGCACAGAAUUCUGGUUUUAGUGGCUGAAGGUACAUACAUUCAUGCCAAGAUAAAGUGCUUCAAUAUUAAUACAGAGUAUUAUUCAAAUAAAUGAUAUAACAGGCAGGUAUAUUGUUACCAAUUUCAUAUUGGCUAUUUCUUAUUUUUCUACAAUGUUCAACUUCUGCCCCCUACCUUCAGAUGAUGUGUUUUGUGUUUAGUCAGAAAUGAGCCAUUUUUUUUUCUUUUUAACAACCAGAAUUGAGCAUAGCUCAAAGGCUCUCUGGCUUAAGAGAAUAAAAAUUCUUCUCAGCUGGGAAUCCAUUGUCAGCAGUGUCAGUGAUAGCUCAGCUUUUCUUGUGCUGCCAGCACAGGACCCGUAAAAUGGCUUUAUGUGACAAGAGACUUCAUUCUGGGCACUUUGAGUGAAAAUACCUACAGAAGAAGGCGCACACACACACACACACACACACAUAUAUAUACAUGUGUGUGUCUAAUUUUUUGCAACAAGGGUGCUUGAUCACCAGUCAUCCUGCCAAGACUGACUUUACAGUUUUUGGAAACCAGCACUCUAAUGACUUUAAUUUGGACUACUAUGACAGAUGUUUAAGGAUACAACCUCUCCUGUUCCCCUAGAAGAAAAAGACUGUUAUUUCUCCUUCACCUCCUGAGGUAUCACCUCAGAUUGACAGCAGGAACCUUCCCACAAGCAUUAAGCCCACUUGGCAAUCCUGUGGCAAGCAGUGUUCUGCUGCAGACAGUGUGAAUGCAGCUGAGACCUCAGCGCUGUGGUGCAGUGGGGAGAAGCACCUGCUAAGGAUUGGGGCUGGAGCCUGAGCUUUCUCUGCAGAAAAGGCUGUUUCCACUUUCCCCUGGAACCAUGCCCCCUCUCCUGGCACUAUACUAGCUUUGUUUUUCUGCCUCUCGCAUCACUCUGUCACUUGUCACCCAUAUGGAGAAAAAAAAAGUCAAGGGGAAUUUCAUGCAGUCUAACAACCAAAGAAUUUUUGAACUACAUUCUGCGGUCAUCCAAAGAAUAUCUUUUGCUGUAAGUGCACUUGCUUAUACCAGAUCAAGAGAUGUAAGUUACCAGUUCCCUUUUGGUUUUUGUGCCUGCUGACAGGGCUAAAAUAUUCCUGCAGCUUUGGCUAUUGUGAAAGUGCUGGGUCCACAGACCCACCAGAUGCUCCUAAUCAGGAUGCUCUCAGGCUGGAAGACUGACAUCUCUGCUGCCAAAGUUUCCUUGCCUUCCCCAGAUCCUCCUUGUGAAGCAUGUCUACCAAGAAAAGCACAGAUUUUCUGUUAUCACCAGCUCCACCGGGGGUUGGUGAAUGACAGCUCCGUCUGGCAGGGAAUUCAACACCUCUCUGCUGUACCUCUGCCAGCAAAAGUGUUUUAAGUUUCCCUCAGUGUCAACCUGGUUCUGAAAGCUCCAUCUGUCUGCAACUUUGUCAAAUAUGGGAUUCCAGAUGUUUUAGAAAUAAACUCUGUUAGUUGUUUGGGUGAUGUGGAGAAUAA